Molecule: messenger RNA, 1305 nt
Organism: Staurois parvus
Lineage: Eukaryota; Metazoa; Chordata; Amphibia; Anura; Ranidae
Source: the annotation of a GenBank genome assembly
GUAGAAACAAAAGUUCUAAGCAGGACAGGUACCCCUUCCUAUUGGAAGCAAGUCAAAAACAAAGGUACUUUCUGAAAAUGCGCUUAACAUGUAAAACAAUUUAUAGAUAUCUCUUUUUACUCUGUGCAUAUGUCAUUGUGUUUAUUUUUGUUGCAUUCCUUUAGUGUGGCCAAUGGAAUUCCUCAAUAUAAUUUCUCAAAGCUGGAUGAACUCAUGGAUCUUCUGAUGGAGAAUGACUUGGUGCCAGGCUUCGAGCUUAUGGGAAGUCCAUCUGGAUUUUUUACUGAUUUUGAAGAUAAAAUGCAAGUGAAAGAAUGGCAACAACUAAUCUAUUUAACAGCAAAAAGGUACAUAGAAAAAUAUGGAUUAUCUCAUGUCUCAUCAUGGAACUUUGAAACAUGGAAUGAGCCAGACAAUCAUGAUUUUGACAAUGUGUCAAUCACCGUGACAGGUUUUCAGAAUUACUAUGACGCCUGCUCGGAGGGCCUCAAACAAGCAAGCCCUCUUCUAAAAUUUGGGGGACCUGGGGAUUCAUGCAGAUCACCACCAAAGUCACCCUUCUGUUGGGGUCUUCUGAGCCACUGCUUCAAUGGGACUAAUUUUUUCACUCAAGAAACAGGUGUUAGGCUUGAUUAUAUCGCCCUACAUAAAAAGGGAGGUGGAAGAUCAUUUCCCAUUUUGGAGCAAGAAAUCAACACUGUUUCUGAAAUUCAAACACACUUUCCCACGUUCAAGUCAGUCCCUAUAUACAAUGAUGAGGCAGACCCACUGGUUGGAUGGUCGACACCACAGUCAUGGAGGGGUGAUGUAACAUAUGCUGCCAUGGUAGUAAAGGUAAUAGAUGAACACUUAGACUACAUGCUGUCAAAAGAAAAUCAAAGAAUGAACUACAGCUUGCUAAGUAACGAUAAUGCCUUCAUGAACUAUUACCCUCACUACUUUAUUCAGAGGACACUUACAGCAAGAUUCCAGAUGAACAACACUAAGCCCCCACAUGUCCAGAUGGUGAGAAAACCAGUGCUAACUGUAAUGGGCUUGCUGGCAUUAUUAGGUGAUGUACACAUUUCCACACAAAUAUACAUGGAUGAUAAUAAGUCGAUCAACAAUAGUAACAUUGGAGUCAUAGCAAGCACACAUGAUCCUGAAAAAGACAUUCUGUCUGACAGUUGGCAAUCAACCAUACUACUUUAUGCAUCUGAUGAUAACAAAACAUCUACAGAUACAAAGUUUUUAACAUUAAAUUUCACAAAUUUCCCAAAAUCAAAAGGUAAUUUUUUCAGUUUUUCAGUAAUCAAUAUUAAUUAA